Messenger RNA from Lachnellula hyalina, 2994 nucleotides. It is a transcript of the gene tea4, whose product is annotated as Tip elongation aberrant protein Tea4. The transcript has 5 exons. Gene Ontology annotation, biological process: establishment or maintenance of actin cytoskeleton polarity. Bases 1 to 2994 code for a protein of 997 amino acids. Gene Ontology annotation, cellular component: cell tip; microtubule cytoskeleton. Lineage: Eukaryota; Fungi; Ascomycota; Leotiomycetes; Helotiales; Lachnaceae. Gene Ontology annotation, molecular function: protein binding. The record is from RefSeq and is a predicted model, not a curated record.
AUGACGCGACCAGAAAUUAUACGCGCAGACUCGAUUGAUCUGCAAGAUCAAAAUGCCCCGUCCGCGCAGGAACACCUACGAGCCAAUCCAAAUCCUCUAGGUGGUGGCCAUGCAGCUCAUCAAGCAGAGACGUUGCGCGAAGUAGCAGCGGAGACAGCAGAUCAGAAGCACCGAAGCCCCAGGGUAUCGAAGGAAUGGUCCAAUAGCGAGGUGCAGCAAUUAGAACAAUACGGGGACGAUGAAUUGGCUGCCGGCGUCACCUCCAAAUUGAACGAGUCCAAUCUUCAGCAACAAGAUAAUUUAGCAGUUGCACAGAACGGCGGUAUGACAGGGUCGACUGCUGAAGAUGCAGAAAUGGCAGAUGCCGAAGGCGACGAUGAUAUGGAUGAUGAUGAUAUGAUGGACAAGAUCUCAAGCUCUCCGUCAAUCGACGAUGGUGGGUGGCCCCUUCUACCUCUUUGGCCUCAAAGGUCUACUUCUCUCGCGAACACUCCAACUCCAACUCCAACAAAGUCUCGGUCAUUUCUACAAGCGUGCGUUGAAAGUUCAUCACCAUUUGUGGAGACUCCUGAGCAUUUCCCAAUACAGCUAUGGCUUUUGCCGCGCGACACUAGCCUGACUCAAGGUAGUCAGGCCCUGCAUACUCAUCAUCUUCUGGGUAAGUAUCUGGACGACGACGCAGCCGAUACCAGAUUCAGCGACGCUUCACAGUAUCCGGAUCCCUUCAUCACCCCGGAUUCCUCGUUUGAUCUGGCCUACUACUCUGAGGGACCUUAUGACAGUGGUCUUGAAUUCCCGUCUCAUGUCUACGACAUAGAGUCUCCCAAGGAGCCCCGUGAAAACAGCUUGAGUUGCCAGAGCCAACCAACAAUACCAUACGAAGACGGGUUGACAUUCCCCUACGAGGAAGACUCUGAAGAAGAUGAUGAUUAUGAAAUUCCUGAUUUGACUGACUCUAGACUUAUUGACUCGGGAUGGGGUGGAGAAUGCUUACAAAUUUCAGAGGACAUCGAUUUCGAAUUCGUUUACGCGCUCCACACAUUCGUUGCGACGGUCGAGGGACAAGCAAAUGCUACAAAGGGCGAUACGAUGGUGCUUCUAGACGAUAGUAACAGCUAUUGGUGGCUUGUGAGGGUGGUGAAGGACAGCAGUAUUGGAUACUUACCAGCAGAACACAUCGAAACACCAACAGAACGGUUAGCACGUCUGAAUAAACAUAGGAACAUUGAUCUCACAUCUACGAUGUUGGGAGACCAAGCCGACAAGCCUAAAAAUCCCCUGAAAAAGGCCAUCAAGAGACGAAACGCCAAGACGGUCACAUUCACAGCACCUACCUAUGUAGAAGCCUCAGAUAUCGAUUACUCAACUGAAGAGGAAGACGGAGAAGAUAACUACUUUGCUCAGAACGGUCAACAGGAACAUGACGAAGAGAAGCGAGAUUUAGAAGAGGAACAAGACGAAAUCACCGCAAUCGAACCUUUGAAGCCACGCGCUGAACUACGAGAAGUUAAACCUGACUCCGACGAUCCUGAGACUGCACGUGCAGACCAGGCUGCUAAUGGUGCUCUGGAUGGCGUGCGUACCAGCGAUGAAAUCUUUGAUGCAAAUGGAAAACCGGAGAGCAAGUCUAGAAAUGGCACAGUAAGAAACACCGAUUCAUUCUUCAAGGAUGAUUCGGUAGAGACGAGAAAAAUAACACUUACGCCGAAUUUGCUUCGCGACGAUUCCAGUACAUCAACAGUGCGAACAUCUAAUGAUUCUAAGGAGUUGAAACCGCGGCCUAGUCUGGACAAGCUAGAAAAGGACUCUAGCGCGGACAAGGUCAAAGACAAGAAGGACAAGAAGGAGAAGAAGGAGAAAGAAAAGAAACCUGGCAUGCUAAGCGGUCUGUUCAAAAGGAAGGAAAGGAAGUCAAAAACCUCCAUCGAUGAGGAAGUUGACGAAUUGAUGGCCAGUAAACGGUCGGGAGAGAACCCACGGGGAUCUCCUGUUCCGAGCAAAGACUCGGAUGAUGUGGUCUCUAUCGAGGAGCCGAGUCAAGCGCCAGAAGCGCAAAGGAACCAUAGUAAGCUGCAAAAGCAACCGCGGGUGGAAAUGUCGCCAAAUCGGAAAGCAAGCCCCGGGAAAGAGCCACGGGCUAUGGGGCCGCAACAAGCUCCUGCACCCGAUCGAGCGCCGCCUGCUGAAUCUGUCGAAGCCCCUUCAAUGCGACUGGUACAAGCUGAACCGGCUGCAGCGCCCAAACAGCAAGUUCGGAUGAUAACUCCCGAACUCAACAGGAGUCCUGCGCCUAUCCUUGCUGCGCCCAAGGAGCAGAAAGCCCCGAGCACCAUCUCGAAGAUGCUUAGGUCCGCAGGUUCAAGCAAUUCGGAGCCCAAACCUAUCAAAACGAAGAAGGCCAAAUCUCGUGUUGAAUUAGAUGAUUUCGACUCGUCCCCAGAAGAUUCGGCUACUGACGAACCUGCCUCCGCACCGAGCAGACAAGCUCCCCAGCGUCCAAUUCCAGGCAGCUUCCCGGAUAGCUACAUAGCAACUCCCGCGAGUGAGAGACCUGAUCCAGUGGAAGAGAGGUUAUCAGAGUCGCCUGUACAGGUGUCACCGAUUACACCAGUGCAGUCAUAUCCACCGCCUCUUAUGGUCGAUACCUCGAGUCAAGAGGAGGCACCGUCACCACAGUCUUCGCCUUCGCCAGAGCUCAUCGAUGCCGAUGAUGCUCAGGAAAAGAAGGGUGGAAGCUCUACAACCUCCGCAUCAACUUCAACGUGGAGUGAUGCACACCUUCGAACCUUCUUUGACGACGAUGCGGAUAUCAAAGAUCUGCUGGUUGUCGUAUAUGACAAGUCAGGUGUGGCCCCUGCUGGUCCGGAUCAUCCAAUUACUGGAAAUCUAUUCAGAGAUGAGAACGCCAAAUUGGCGGAUAUAACAAACCGUCUGGAUGGUAUGCUUGGGGACUGGUUGGCCCGCAAGAUGAGGGCCCAGGGCUCGUCAAGGUAG